This is a messenger RNA of Phycomyces blakesleeanus NRRL 1555(-), 390 nucleotides long. RefSeq lists its product as hypothetical. Gene Ontology annotation, cellular component: ribonucleoprotein complex; cytosol; Ubp3-Bre5 deubiquitination complex. Gene Ontology annotation, molecular function: mRNA binding. The transcript has 2 exons. NCBI's taxonomy places the organism in Eukaryota, Fungi, Mucoromycota, Mucoromycetes, Mucorales, Phycomycetaceae. The annotation marks the transcript as partial. The record is from RefSeq and is a predicted model, not a curated record. Gene Ontology annotation, biological process: protein deubiquitination; ribophagy.
AUGGCCACAGUCCCUCUGGAUGUUGGUCUGAUUUUUGUACGUGAGUACUACACAUUCCUGAAUAAGAAACCACAGCGGAUCCAUGCCUUUUACAGCAAGAAUUCCGUUUUGGUGAGAGGUGAUGAGGGCGAUGUGGCCAAGACAUAUCGGGGCCAGGAGGUAAGAGAAAUAAAGAGUAUGGAAGAGCUGAAUUUCGAAGAUUGUAAAGUACUGGUAACCCAGGUCGAUAGCCAAAUGUCAGCCAAUGAUGGCAUCCUCAUCCAAGUGCUGGGUGAGAUGUGCAAUCUAGAUAACCCACCUCAGAAAUUCAGUCAAACUUUCUUUCUUGCACCACAACACAAGGGAUACUAUGUCCUCAACGACAUCUUUCGCUUUCUCAAAGAAGAAGUC